AUGGGCGGCAGAGCCGGCUUCUUCGAGGUGGAAAUCCUUGAUUGGAAGACAAAGAAACAGCUAUGCUUCCUAGAUAAGGUGGAACCAAACGCGACAAUUAGGGAGAUCAGAUUGAUGUUCCAUAAAUUAUAUCCUCGGUGGUAUCCAGCAAGGCAGUCGAUAAAACUUGAUCCAAAAGGAAAGUCCUUGAGGGAUGAGGAAAUCCUGCAGCACCUCCCUGUUGGCACAACUGCUACCUUAUACUUUAAAGAUUUAGGGCCACAGAUAGGAUGGACGACGGUAUUUUUGAUAGAAUAUACAGGUCCAUUGUUCAUCUAUUUUCUGUUUUAUUUCCGCAUGCCUUUUGUCUAUGGACUGGAUGAGAGGUUUACAUCAAGCCCGCAUCCAGUAGUUAACUUGGCAUGUAUCUGCCAUUCUUUCCACUACAUCAAAAGGUUGAUUGAAACAGUAUUUGUUCAUCGAUUCUCCCAUGGGACUAUGCCACUGAGGAAUAUUGUGAAGAACUGCUUGUAUUACUGGGGAUUUGCAGCUUGGCUUGCUUAUUACAUCAAUCAUCCACUUUACACUCCUCCUUCUUAUGGGAAAAAACAAAUAAAUCUUGCUGUGAUCAUGUUUCUGCUGUGUGAAGCUGGAAAUUUUUCCAUUCAUGUUGCACUCAGUGACCUCCAGAGAAAUGGAUCCAAAAUCCGUAAGAUCCCAUAUCCAACAAAGAAUCCUUUCACAUGGCUGUUUUUCUUUGUAUCUUGCCCUAACUAUACAUAUGAGGUGGGGACCUGGAUCAGUUUCACUAUCAUGACUCAGUGUGUUCCAGUGGGGCUGUUCACCUUGCUUUGCUUCAUUCAGAUGACAAUCUGGGCAAAGGAUAAACACUACACCUACCUACGAGAAUUCAAGGAUUAUCCAAGUCUUCGAAUGCCAAUUAUUCCCUUUUUGUUGUAA
Gavia stellata (red-throated loon) is the source of this 939-nucleotide messenger RNA. It is a transcript of the gene TECR, whose product is annotated as trans-2,3-enoyl-CoA reductase. The transcript has 13 exons. The coding region runs from base 1 to 939 and encodes 312 amino acids. Gene Ontology annotation, biological process: very long-chain fatty acid biosynthetic process. The record is from RefSeq and is a predicted model, not a curated record. Gene Ontology annotation, molecular function: oxidoreductase activity, acting on the CH-CH group of donors. NCBI's taxonomy places the organism in Eukaryota, Metazoa, Chordata, Aves, Gaviiformes, Gaviidae.